Ochotona princeps (American pika) is the source of this 9625-nucleotide messenger RNA. It is a transcript of the gene TET2, whose product is annotated as tet methylcytosine dioxygenase 2. Gene Ontology annotation, biological process: myeloid cell differentiation; oxidative demethylation; positive regulation of transcription by RNA polymerase II. Gene Ontology annotation, cellular component: nucleus. The record is from RefSeq and is a predicted model, not a curated record. The transcript is spliced from 11 exons. NCBI's taxonomy places the organism in Eukaryota, Metazoa, Chordata, Mammalia, Lagomorpha, Ochotonidae. The coding region runs from base 533 to 6580 and encodes 2015 amino acids. Gene Ontology annotation, molecular function: DNA 5-methylcytosine dioxygenase activity.
AGGCGGAGGCGGUGGCCCGGGCGGAGGAAGAGGCGAGCCAGCGGCAGCGGCAGCGGGGAGAGCUCGGGCGGCCGCCGCCGCCUCCUGCGAGCGCCGCGCGCCCAGGCCCGGCUCGCAUGCGAGUCACGUCCGCCCCCUCGGCGCGGCCGCCCCGAGACGCCAGCCCCGCCGAGUGAUGAGAACAGACGUCAAACUGCCUUAUGAAUAUUGAUGCGGAGGCUAGGCUGCUUUCGUAGAGAAGCAGAAGGAAGCAAGAUGGCUGCCCUUUAGGAUUUGUUAGAAAGGAGACCCGACUGCAACUGCUGGAUUGCUGCAAGGCUGAGGGACGAGAACGAGGCUGGCAAACAUUGAGCAGCAGGCCCUCUCAAAAUCGUCCUCUCAGCCUUGGUCCUGUUGAGUUGCCACACUUGGAGAAAGCAGGAGAUGGGCUCGGCAGUGGCCAACAGGACAUGAUCCAGGAGGAGCAGUGAGGGAUAAAGCUGCUGGAUUCAUUCAGAGGGCAGCCUUGUGGAUGGCCCCGAAGUAAAGCCUGAUGGAACAGGAUAGAACCAACCAUGCUGAGGGCAACACGCUAAGUCCAUUCCUGAUACCGUCACCUUCUGCAGUUUGCCAGACAGAACCUCUGGCCUUAAACCUCCAGAAUGGCAGCCCGUUACCCGAGAGAGCUCCUCCAGAGGUCAACGGAGACACCCAGUGGCAAGCCAUCAGAAGUCGCCAGGGAACAGCCAAUGUCAAGGAAAGCCAGAAGAGUCUGGAUUUUAUGCAAGGGUAUCCCACGUGUUUCCAAAAUGGAGGAAUAAAACGCACAGUUAGUGAAUCCUCUCUGUCUGGGCUCCUUCAGAGUCAAAAACGAAAACUAGACCAAAAGGCUAAUGAAGAAAGAAUUUACUUCGGGGAAAGCCAUGAACAAAAUCCAGGGGAAAGCAGCAGUCAACCAAAUGUCUCCGCUUUGAGUGAUCAAGUCGAAUCUGCAAGCUUUGUAGCCCAAGACAGUAACAAAGAUUUGGCCAGUUUCUCAUCACGCAGCACCAGUGGGCCAGAAAGACCAGAGCUUCAGAUUCUGAUUGAGCAAGAAGGGAAAAAUGUUAACUUGCAAGACCAGAACAUGGAAUUACUUCUUAAAAACAAGGCAGUGCUAAUGCCUAAUGGUGCUACAGUUUCUGCCUCUUCCGUGGAAAACACACAUGGUAAACUCCUGGAGAAAACACUGUCUCAAUAUUACCCAGAUUGUGUUUCCAUUACGGUGCAGAAAACCACAUCUCAUCAAAAUGCCAUUAAUAGUCAGGCUCCUCAUGAGUUGUCCUGUGAGAUCACUCAGCCAUUGCAUACCUCAGGGCAGUUCAAUUCCCCACAGACCUCGAAUUCUGAGCUGCCUCCGGAGCCAGCUGCAAUGGAAACCGAGGCCUGUGAUGCUGAUGCUAGGAAACCAGCUGCGAUGCUAGGGACCUGUCCAUUUCAGAAACCAGACCAACCAAAACAGCCAAAGGCCGUGCCUGAGAUAUGCCCAUCUCCUGCAGAAAACGCGAACAUUCUAGGAGCCACAAAUCUGUUAUCUGAAGAAUUCGGUUCAGGUUCCAGCAGCAGUUUGCAAGCUCCUGGUAGCAGCUCUGAGUAUUUAAAGCAAAAUGAAACGAAUGGUGCUUACAUGAAGCAGAUCUCAGUGUUCACUAAGGACUCCUUUUCUGCCACUACCACAUCACCAUCACAAUUGCUUUCUCCGCCUCCCACUCCACUUCUUCAGCUGCCUGCAGAACGAAAACGGAGUCUGAAUGAUGUAGGUUUGGAAGAACACCCUCACCAGCCUAUCCGAAAGAAAAGGGCACUUUUACAGGAAGUAAAGAUAGAGCGUCAAUCUGACACGCCAAUAUGCCCGAGUCCUAUUCCAACUACACACACAUCUAAUUCCUCUCUGAUACUUCCAGAAGGGCCUCAGAAUAACUGUGUUAGCAAGAAUGGCAUACAGACCCCAGGGACAAAGACAGUUCCAUUGACUUCUGAAAAUAUAAGACCAGUAUCAGAACAUUUAAAACAUAACCCAGCGUCUCUUACUAGCAGUGGAGAGCUACAGGACCACUGCUGGAAGAUGGAGCAAGAGAUUCUGACAGGUCGAGAAAAGGAAAAAACACAAGAUCUUGUGCUCCCGAUGCGGCGCUGUGUGAAGCCAGGAUGGAUUGAAUUGAAGUCCCCUCGUUUUUCUGCAUCAGAAUCGCAUCCAAAAUGUAAUGACACAUCCCUGCGGUCAGUUCUUCAGUAUCAGUCCAACUCCUCCAAUCAGAUGGCCUCUACACAAUACACUGGAAAUUCCAAUGUGCCUGGGGAACUCCCCAGGCAAGCUUACAUCCAGAAAUCAAGGCAGCGAGAACAAAAGUCACCAAUGUACCCAGUUGAAGUGAAUCAGUGUCAAGGUGCAGCGGACCAACAUCUUCAGUUUCCAAAAGCCCCACAGCAGGUGCCCUUCUCCAAGACAGACCUUUCACCUGCCACUCACCUGCAGUCACAAUGUGACCCAAAAUUUCAUUUUCCACAGAAAGGAGAUUUUCACACCGAAAAACUCAUGUCGCCACUGUUAAAGCCGCACUUGAAUCAACAGGUUUCAGUGACUGAGCCGUUUUCAAAUUCACAGCUGUUGCCUCAGAAGCAGGCAGCACAAACACAACCAUCCCAAAAUUCACAUCUCCUUCAAUGCCAACAGCAACAGAAGUUACAAAUGAAGAAUAAAGAACAAACGCCCCAGACUGUGGCUCAUCCACAGAGCAACAAUGAUCAGUCAAGAGAACGGUUAUUCUUUGCCCAUGUUAAAGUCGAGGAAUGCUUUCAUGGUGAAAAUCAGUAUUCAAGAUCAAGUGAACAUCAGAUUCAUAAUCCCCAAGUGGGAUCGGAGCCAGUACAGCAUGCGAACGGUAGAAAGUCUCCCUAUGGACAGGUGAAACCAAGUGCAAGUAACGUGCACAUUUCUUAUUCACACAAUACACACACAGUUCCAGAGAAUAAAGAACAGACUGUUUCAAACUUGGCCCAAAACAAGGCCCAAACCUUGGAUCACAUGCAAUAUUUUCCAAAUAAUGUGACUUCAAAGCAAAAUGUUCUUCACAGGUGCUUUCAUGAACAAGAGCAGAAGCCUCAACCGGCUUCAAUUCUACAGGGAUAUAAAAGUAGAAACCCAGAUAUGUCUGGUGAGCUAGCCACACAACUAGCUCAGCCAAGGUACAUGAUGCAUAACCAAGCUAAUGCUUUUCCUGUUCCUGAGCAGGGAGGAAGUCACACUCAGACUCCUCCACAGAAGGACCUGCAAAAGCAUGCUGCUUUAAGGUGGCACCUGUUACAGAAGCAGGAACAGCAGCAGCAGCAGCAGCACCAGCAGCAGCAGCAAGCGCAACAAGUCCAGACGGAAUCUUGCCAUAGUCAGGUGCACAGGUCAAUUAAGGUUGAACCUGGAUCCAAGCCCCAUUCCUGUAUGCGUUCCCCAUCAGCACAAGCAGACAAUAAAACGUGGAAAAAGAUAAGUAAGCAAGAAAAUCUGCCUUCGAGCUGUGAUAAUAUGCAGCAGAAGAGUAUUAUUGAGACCAUGGAGCUGCAUCUGAAGCAGUUUCAGGUCAAAUCACUAUUUGACCAUAAGGCUCUUGCUCUGAAAUCACAGAAGCAAAUAAAAGUUGAAAUGUCAGGCUCACUCACGGUUUUAAGCAGGCAGAUCACUGCUGUGGAUUUUGAGAGCCACACUGCAGCUUCAGACCAGCUCGUAACUGCUUCAGAAAGGACUCCAACCAAAAAAACAGCUGGUUCUCUUCUCAAUAGUUUCUUAGAAUCACCUUAUACAUUUCUAGAUACUCCGAUAAAAAAUUUAUUGGACACACCUGUCAAGACUCAGUAUGAUUUCCCGUCAUGCAGAUGUGUAGAGCAAAUUAUUGAAAAAGAUGAAGGUCCUUUUUAUACCCAUCUAGGAGCAGGUCCUAAUGUGGCAGCUAUUAGAGAAAUCAUGGAAGAAAGGUAUGGCCAGAAGGGCAAAGCUAUUAGGAUUGAAAGAGUCAUCUAUACUGGUAAAGAAGGCAAAAGUUCCCAGGGCUGUCCUAUUGCCAAAUGGGUGAUUCGCAGAAGCAGCCAAGAGGAGAAGCUACUGUGUUUGGUGCGGAAGCGUGUAGGCCACACCUGUAGCACUGCAGUGAUUGUAAUUCUCAUCAUGUUGUGGGAAGGAAUCCCGCGCUUCCUGGCAGACAGACUCUACUCUGACAUCACAAAAGUCCUGAAGAACCAUGGCACUCUCACCAACCGUCGGUGUGCUCUGAAUGAAGAGAGAACCUGUGCUUGUCAGGGGCUGGAUCCAGAGACCUGUGGUGCCUCCUUCUCAUUUGGUUGUUCAUGGAGUAUGUACUACAAUGGAUGUAAGUUUGCCAGAAGCAAGGUCCCAAGGAAAUUUAAACUGCUUGGGGAUGACCCGAAGGAGGAAGAGAAACUGGAAUCUGAUUUGCAAAACUUAGCCACUCUCUUGGCACCAGUAUAUAAGAGACUUGCACCUGAUGCAUAUAAUAAUCAGAUUGAAUAUGAACACAGAGCUCCAGAGUGCCGUCUGGGUCUGAAGGAAGGGCGUCCGUUCUCAGGGGUCACUGCGUGUUUGGACUUCUGUGCUCAUGCCCAUAGAGAUCUGCACAACAUGCAUAAUGGCAGCACCGUGGUAUGCACCCUCACUAAAGAAGACAAUCGAGAAUUUGGAGCAAAACCUCAGGAUGAGCAGCUCCAUGUUCUGCCAUUAUACAAGAUCUCUGAUGUGGAUGAGUUUGGAAGUGUAGAGGGUCAGGAGGAGAAGAAACGGAAUGGUGCCAUUGAGGUGCUGACUUCUUUUCGGCGCAAAGUCAGGAUGUUAGCGGAACCUGUCAAGACGUGCCGACAAAAGAAACUGGAAGCCAAGAAAGCUGCUGCCGAAAAGCUUUCUGCUCUAGAGAAUAACUCAAAUAAGAAUGAAAAGGAAAAGUCCUCACGUACAAAACAGCCUGAAAAUGCAAGCCAGGCUAAACAGUUGGCAGAACUUCUGCGUCUUUCAGGACCAGCCAUGCAGCAGUCUCAGUCCCAACAACAGAAACAGCUCCCACUGCAGUCCCAGCUCCAGCCCCAGCCACAGCCGCAGCCCCAGCCGCAGCCCCAGCCGCAGUCCCAGCCCCAGCCCCAGCCCCAGUCUCAGCCCCAGCAGCAGCAGCAACUGCCUCCAUUGCCCCCACCGGCACAUCAUGCCUGGACCAGUAACCCUCCAUCAGAGGCCACCAACUCUUACUCUUCUUCCGGGUCCACAGAUGUGUACAUGAGACGGCUCAACCCAGUGAGUGCUCACCCUGGUUCUUCACACACUUCAGAUGUUUAUGGAGGUGCCAAUGCUAUGAACCUUUAUCCCACCUCAUCCCAAGCCACAGGUUCCUAUUCUAAUCCCAUGAGUCCCUACUCAGCACUGUUAAAUCAAAAUAAUCAAUAUGCAUCCUUUCAAUGUAAUGGAAAUAUACCCAUGGACAAUUGCUCACCCUAUUUGGGCUCCUAUUCUCCCCAGUCCCAUCCCAUGGAUCUAUACAGGUAUCCAAGCCAAGACCCUCUCUCCAAGCUCAAUCUGCCACCCAUCCACACAUUUUACCAGGCAAGGUUUGGAAACAGCCAGAAUUAUUCUUCUAAGUACCUGGGCUAUGGCAACCAAAAUAUGCAAGGAGAUGCUUUCAGCAACUGUACCAUUAGAUCAAAUUCACACCACCUUGGUGGAUUUCCCUCUUACUCCACUCAUGAAAUGGAUAGCCAUUUCAUAGGUGCCACCUCUCGACUACCAGCCAAUUUGAAUAACCCAACUGUAGAGUACAAAAACGGCGAACAUCAUCCAUCUUCUCACGUGGUUCAUCACUACGGAGUAGCUCCUGGCAUUUUCGACAGCUCCCCGCACACUCUGCAUCUCCAGAACAAGGAGAAUGAAGUUCUUCCCCACACUGCUAAUGGGAUGCCCAAGAUGCUUCCAGGGCUGAACCACCACAGAACUGCUGCUGUCCCCAGCAGCUCACAUAAACCCAGUGAUGCUAAUAGUCAGGACAAGCAGGCCUUGGAAACAGUUCAGGCUGGGACUCCUGUGGCAGCAGAAAAUGAUGAAGUGUGGUCGGACAGUGAGCAGAACUUUCUGGAUCCUGACAUUGGGGGAGUGGCUGUGGCCCCAGCACAUGGGUCCGUUCUCAUCGAGUGUGCAAAGCGUGAGCUUCAUGCCACCACCCCUUUAAACAAUCCCGACAGGAACAGCCCCACCCGGGUCUCACUUGUCUUUUACCAACAUAAGAGCAUGAAUGAGCCAAAACACGGCUUGGCUCUCUGGGAAGCCAAAAUGGCUGAGAAAGCUCGUGAGAAAGAAGAAGAGUGUGAGAAGUACGGCCCGGACCACGUGCCCCAGAAAACGCAUGGCAAAAAAUGCAAGCGGGAACCCACUGAGCCACACGAACCUUCUGAGCGCAGUUACCUGCGCUUCAUCAAGACUCUCGCCGAGAGGACCAUGUCCGCGACCACAGACUCCACCAUAACUACAUCUCCAUAUGCCUUCACUCGCGUCACUGGGCCUUACAACAGAUACAUAUGAUGCGGUCGCUUUUGUCAGUUACCUCACUUGAUAAGUCCACAACCAAACCUGUCUGUAGUUUCGUUCUCAUGAUGUGGGCAGUGGGGGAGAGGUCACAGUAUUCCUGAUGUGGUGGGAAAACCCCUGCUCCCCAGCAACAAAGGAGGGGAUCUUACCACAGCACUUCAUUUGCCCAAGUGGUCACAGAUGGUGUCUAGGGAGAAGACCAAAGCAUUCUAUGCAAAAAGAAGGCGGGAAGAAUGUGCUCCACAAUUUACAUUGUUAACACUGGUUCUAUUAUGGGAUGAGAAGAGAUGUAAAUGUGAUUUUUUCCCCCUUACUACUCUACACAUCUGUGACCAACUUUUAAUAAUACCAAGUUUGCAUAGUCAUAGAACACAAACAAGUACUGUAGAAUUACAGUUGCAGGAAUCAUACAAUACCAUCUGGUGCUGAAUAUACAAUGUACUGAAAUACUGGAAUUAUGGCUUUUAAAAUAUGCAGUUUUUACUGUAAUCUUAAUAUUUUAUUUAUCAAAAUAGUUACAGAGUGUAAAUGAAUAGCAGCAAAACACUGAAUUUGGAUGUGCUAAGAAAUGGUGCUAAGAAAAUGGUGUCUUUAACAGUUGAAAAUUUAAUGCCUUUAUCAUCAAGAUGUUGUCUGUGUAUUCCAAUACCCUUUCAGUAAUACGGGGUACCUUUUCAUUCAGAUUUUUACCAUUGCAGAUUCUUCACAUUUUUAAAGGACUCUGGAUUGCACUCAUCCAGCGAUGUCCUUGUAGGACAAUAAACAUAUAUGUACAUAUAUGCACACAUGUAUAUGUGCACACACAUGUACAAAUAUAAAAUGUAUAAAUAUUUUAAAUGGUGUUUUAGACGCACUUUGUCUACCUAAGCUUUGACAACUUGAACAAUGCUAAGGUACUGAGACUUUUAUUUUUAAAGUUUACUUUCAUUUUAGAAUGCAAAGUUGAUUUUUUUUUUAAUGAAACAAGGCUUUUAAAGUAUAUUUUGCUUUUACCCAUGCAUCUGCUGAUGAGCAACAUGUUCAUUUUUUAACACAGCCAGUUAAAUCCUCCAUGGAGCUUACUGGAUUUAAUGGAAUACAUUAGUCCACACAACUUGUUUUCUGGUGCUCAUCUCAUGCUAUACUGUAAAACAAUUUUAUACAAAAUUGUAUGACAAAGUCAUUGCUCGAGUAUUAGAGUUUUCAAGAGUUUUCUAUCAUCUGCCAGUCAUAAUUAGCAUGCUCCAGGCACAACUCAUUCACGUAAGCGUGUGCCAUUUCAUGGAUCUGCGUGCUGUAAACAGAGCCGAUGGCCGUCUGCCUUGGUGUUGAUCAUUAUGUACAUUGUGCGAUUGUCUUUUCUUAGCUUAAGUGUCCUCUUUACCAGAAAGAUGGAGUGGACUGAUGCCUGCGUCAGAUGAAUAAACAGGGUUAGUUCCAUGUGAAUCUAUUGAUUUAAAGAAACAGGCAGCUGGUUUGCUGUGGUGGUUUUGAAUCAUUAAUUUGUAUAAAGAAUUGAAAGAGAUGUAUAGUAAAUUAAAUUGUAAACAAAACUUUUUUAACGCAAUGCUUUAGUAUUUUAGUACUGUAAAAUUAAAUAUAUACAUACACACACAUAUAUAUAUAAAUGAAAUUGAAGCAGAAUUCAGAUCCUGAUGGUGCUACUCAGCCUGCUAAAAAUAUAAUGUGAGCUAAGAAUUCAUAAAAGGUUUGAGUGAUGUUCCUACUUGUCAUAUACCUCAACACUAGUUUGGCAAUAGGAGAGUGAGAAUGACAGCUUAUAGCAUUGUGUACCAUCACUGCUUUCCAAGUCUUUUUUUUUUAAUUAUUAAGAAAGCAUACUUUUUUCAAUACUUGAUUUCUUAGCAAGUAUAACUUGAACUUCAAUCUUUUUGUUCUAAAAAUUCAGGGAUAUUUCAGCUCAUGUUCUCCUUAUGCCAACAUGUCACCUGUGUUUAUGUAAAAUUGUUGUAGGUUAAUAAAUAUAUUCUUUUUCAGGGAUUUAAUCCUUUUGUUUUGAAUCCCUCUUGUUUCACUUAUAUUUUUAAUAAUGUAACUAAAACUAAUUUUGUAAAUUUGUUGGCUCUUUGUUAAAAGCAUUUUAGAAAUUCGGGGAAUCUUUUGACUGUGUCAGGCAGGACAGAAACAUUAGUGAUUAACAGAAUGCACUGAGUUGAUAAAAGGGAAAAUUGUAAGGCAGGAGUCUGGCAAAUGGCUGUUGGCCAGUGUUUUAAAUCUCUGAAUAAAGCUUUUUUGAUCUUGUAAUCAAUGCAAGUGAAUAUUCCCUAAGUACUUCUCCAGGCAAAACACUUUGAGGUUUCGUGUGCAAUAAACUGUACAAUUAUGCUUUGUUUAAAUACAUUUUUGCUUAGUAGCAUUUCCCAUCAACUCUUCAUCAAAUGAAGCCAUUUGAGCUUUUCCUGUUUUCCAUAUACCUAAUCCAAAGUGGUUACCGGAUGUGCAUUUGGUGGUACAGAGUCAGCCAUCCCUAAUGAAUAUUUGGUUUUUGCAUCAUCCACUGUCAUUUGUCAAACUGCUAGCAGCAAGAGCAAGAAGUGUAAUUUGGCGAGUUGGGAGAGGUUAGGUAGGAAAGAAGAAAGGAGAUUGAAUGGCAUGUUGUAAAUAUCCCAUCUGUAACUGUAUAUAGCAAACCUGCCUCAGAAUGAAUGGAAAGCAGAUGUACAGUUUGCUUGUAUAGGAAUAUCAGGUUGACUAUAUAGCCAUACUUGAAAUGUUUCUGAGUGGUGUCAACGUUACUUGAAUGAAUUUUCAUCCUGAUUGACGCACAGUGGUGUACAGUUCACUUCUAAAGCUAGUGGUAACUUGUUUAGGAAACUUUGCAGUUUGACACUAAGAAAAUGAACUUCUGUGUGCAUUUCCUAUGCUUUAUUUUUUUAACUAGUUCACUUCAUUUUCAUUUUAUAAUGAAAUCUAAGGAUGGUUAUAAAUAAUGUAAGUAUUGUAAUGUUAUGGAUGCAGGUUAUUUGAAAGCUGUUUAUUAUAUCAUUCCUGAUAACGCUAUGUGAGUGUUUUUAAUAAAAUUUAUAUUUAUUUAAUGCA